This is a messenger RNA of Chinchilla lanigera (long-tailed chinchilla), 4262 nucleotides long. It is a transcript of the gene Rapgef4, whose product is annotated as Rap guanine nucleotide exchange factor (GEF) 4. The record is from RefSeq and is a predicted model, not a curated record. Lineage: Eukaryota; Metazoa; Chordata; Mammalia; Rodentia; Chinchillidae. Gene Ontology annotation, biological process: Ras protein signal transduction; positive regulation of GTPase activity. Gene Ontology annotation, cellular component: plasma membrane. The transcript is spliced from 31 exons. Gene Ontology annotation, molecular function: guanyl-nucleotide exchange factor activity. Bases 136 to 3129 code for a protein of 997 amino acids.
AGCUAGAAUUUCUCAUGACCAGCAUAAAGAAGAAAGCAAGAUUAUUUCAUUAUUCAGUCUUUAAAACGAAAACUUUCCCUGCUGGAGAAGAACAGUAAAUCAGGCUAACGCUGGGACCUGUUGGACCCCUCAGCCAUGUGGAGAAGAUACUUUGCAAGACCAUUGGAACGAUCCAGUGAAGAUGUGGAUAUAAUCUUCACCCGACUGAAAGAAGUUAAAGCUUUUGAGAAAUUUCACCCAAACCUCCUUCAUCAGAUUUGUUUAUGCGGUUAUUACGAGAACCUGGAAAAAGGAAUAACAUUAUUUCGCCAGGGUGACAUUGGAACAAACUGGUAUGCUGUCCUGGCAGGAUCUUUGGAUGUUAAAGUGUCUGAGACCAGCAGUCACCAGGAUGCGGUGACCAUCUGUACCCUGGGGAUUGGGACAGCCUUUGGGGAGUCCAUUCUGGACAACACACCCCGCCAUGCAACCAUUGUUACCAGGGAGAACAGCGAGCUGCUCCGCAUUGAGCAGAAGGACUUCAAGGCACUAUGGGAGAAAUAUCGGCAGUAUAUGGCAGGACUUCUGGCUCCUCCUUAUGGUGUUAUGGAAACGGGCUCUAACAAUGACAGGAUUCCUGACAAGGAGAAUACACCUCUCAUUGAACCUCACGUUCCUCUCCGUCCUGCUAACACCAUUACCAAGGUUCCUUCAGAGAAGAUCCUCAGAGCUGGAAAAAUUUUACGAAAUGCCAUCCUCUCUCGAGCACCUCACAUGAUAAGAGACAGAAAAUACCACCUAAAGACAUACCGACAAUGCUGUGUGGGCACCGAGCUUGUGGACUGGAUGCUGCAGCAGACCCCGUGUGUUCACUCCCGGACUCAGGCUGUUGGCAUGUGGCAAGUCCUGUUAGAAGACGGUGUGCUCAACCAUGUGGAUCAGGAGCACCAUUUCCAAGACAAAUAUUUGUUCUAUCGAUUUCUGGAUGAUGAGCAUGAGGAUGCCCCUUUGCCUACUGAGGAGGAGAAGAAGGAGUGUGACGAGGAGCUCCAGGACACCAUGCUGCUGCUGUCCCAGAUGGGCCCCGAUGCCCACAUGAGAAUGAUUCUGCGCAAACCACCUGGCCAGAGGACUGUAGAUGACCUAGAGAUUAUCUAUGAAGAGCUCCUUCAUAUCAAAGCCUUGUCCCAUCUUUCUACCACGGUGAAACGGGAGUUGGCGGGUGUUCUCAUCUUUGAGUCGCAUGCCAAAGGAGGAACUGUGUUGUUUAACCAGGGAGAAGAAGGUACCUCCUGGUACAUUAUUCUAAAAGGAUCAGUGAAUGUAGUCAUUUACGGCAAGGGUGUGGUCUGCACUCUGCAUGAGGGAGAUGAUUUUGGCAAGUUAGCACUAGUGAAUGAUGCUCCCCGGGCUGCCUCUAUUGUCUUGCGAGAAGAUAAUUGUCAUUUCUUAAGAGUCGACAAGGAAGAUUUCAACCGGAUCCUGAGGGACGUUGAGGCGAAUACAGUCAGACUUAAAGAACAUGACCAAGACGUCUUGGUACUGGAGAAGGUCCCAGCAGGGAACAGAGCUUCUAAUCAAGGAAACUCACAGCCUCAGCAAAAGUAUACUGUGAUGUCAGGAACACCUGAAAAGAUCUUAGAACAUUUUCUAGAAACAAUUCGCCUUGAGCCAGCUUUAAACGAAGCAACAGAUUCCGUUCUAAAUGACUUCAUUAUGAUGCACUGUGUUUUUAUGCCAAAUACCCAGCUGUGCCCUGCCUUGGUGGCCCAUUACCACGCCCAGCCUUCUCAAGGUACAGAGCAGGAGAAAUUGGAUUAUGCCCUCAACAAUAAGAGACGAGUCAUCCGCCUGGUUCUUCAGUGGGCUUCCACGUAUGGGGACCUCCUCCAAGAGGAUGACGUGGCCAUGGCUUUCCUGGAGGAGUUUUAUGUGUCUGUAUCAGAUGAUGCCCGGAUGAUUGCUGCCCUUAAGGAGCAACUGCCGGAACUGGAGAAGAUUGUCAAGCAAAUCUCAGAAGAUGCAAAGGCCCCUCAAAAGAAGCACAAGGUUCUUUUGCAACAAUUCAACACGAGCGAUGAGAGGGCCCAGAAGCGCCAGCCUAUCCGAGGCUCUGAUGAGGUUUUGUUUAAGGUCUAUUGCAUGGACCACACCUACACCACCAUUCGGGUGCCAGUGGCUGCCUCGGUGAAAGAAGUCAUCAGUGCAGUAGCCGACAAGCUGGGCUCUGGGGAAGGCCUGAUCAUAGUCAAGAUGAGCUCUGGAGGAGAAAAGGUGGUGCUCAAACCUAAUGAUGUUUCAGUAUUUACGACGCUCACCAUUAACGGACGCCUGUUUGCUUGCCCGAGAGAGCAAUUCGAUUCGCUGACUCCCUUACCGGAACAAGAAGGCCCAACUGUUGGGACAGUGGGGACUUUUGAGCUGAUGAGCUCCAAAGACUUGGCGUACCAGAUGACACUUUAUGAUUGGGAACUCUUCAACUGUGUGCACGAGCUGGAGCUAAUCUAUCACACAUUUGGAAGGCAUAAUUUUAAAAAGACCACAGCAAACUUGGACUUGUUCCUGAGGAGAUUUAAUGAAAUUCAGUUUUGGGUUGUCACUGAGAUCUGCCUUUGUUCCCAGCUCAGCAAGCGUGUUCAGCUCCUAAAGAAAUUUAUUAAGAUAGCAGCCCACUGUAAGGAGUACAAAAAUCUGAACUCUUUUUUUGCCAUCGUCAUGGGACUGAGUAACGUUGCCGUGAGCCGCUUAGCACUCACGUGGGAGAAACUGCCGAGCAAGUUCAAGAAGUUCUAUGCAGAGUUUGAAAGUUUAAUGGAUCCUUCAAGAAACCACAGGGCCUACAGGCUGACAGCAGCCAAGCUGGAGCCUCCUCUCAUCCCCUUCAUGCCUUUGCUCAUCAAAGAUAUGACAUUUACUCAUGAGGGGAACAAGACGUUCAUUGACAAUCUAGUAAACUUUGAAAAAAUGCGCAUGAUUGCAAACACCGCCAGAACAGUGAGGUACUACCGGAGCCAGCCGUUCAGUCCUGAUGCAGCGCAAGCUAAUAAGAACCAUCAGGAUGUCCGGAGUUAUGUACGGCAAUUAAAUGUGAUUGACAACCAGAGAACUUUAUCACAGAUGUCGCACAGAUUAGAGCCUCGUCGGCCAUAGACAUCUAACAUGCCCAGAGCAAUGGUUUGUCUCCAAUCUACAAUCAAAUUUCAAAAAUGCCAUUUGUGCUACUACUGACUGUAAUGCCACUAGGGAAUCCUACAAAAGAAACAAAGCCACAUCCUGAGACACCUCAGGGCCGCUUUCAGCUUACCAACUACAUGGCAAGAGAAGAAAUUAUUUGACUUCCAUAAAGCUUACAUAUUCUAGCUUAGGAACCUCCAAUCGGUUAUCACUCUGUUUCAUUUCCAGUUGUACCAUCUUCAUAAGGCCUGCACGAAGAGCCUGAUAGAAAUCCACUGUCAACAGAAAUACCAAGCUCCUGGUCCUUAUCCCAAGAGUGUACACAGUAUGAGAUGUGCUACAAAGGGGAUUGAUUCGGAUACAUCGGUGGUGACUAGUUACAGUUUCAUAAUUUUUAGCUCAACAUCUUGAUUUGGAGCUUAGGGUUUGGAGCAGGUGUUGAGGAAUCUGUGUAAGUCCAAAUUAUAGUUUUAUUAUUCCAUCUUCAUAGACUUACCUCUAAAGGCAUAGAACUUGCCCACGUUAUUAUAAAACAUUAUGGCUAUGGGUGUAACUUAGGGAGGACUGGUCUGUAAUUUCUGAAUGGUGUAUAGAAUAUUUAUGUUUACAAUGUAAUUUUUUAAAUUUAUAACUCAAGAUUACCUACAUAAGAAUUCCACUAAGAAACACCACGGUUCUUAAAAUUGCCAGCGUUAAGAUAGGAAAUAACAUUUCAGAAGAGCACAAUAUGCACAAAGCAUUUUCCAAAAUUGAAAUAUUUUCCUGGGCAUUAAAAACCUUUCAGCUACAAAUUUAUUGUUACUGAUGGAAAAAAAGACAUAUUUUCUGGAUUUAGAUGUUAUUACAAAUGUCUUAAUUUUCAACAAUUGUUUUGCACUUUCAAAUAGAUUGUAAAUAGUUCAUUCAAUUAAUGGUAUAGAGUUAUUUAUUUGCUACAUAAUAGAUAUUGUGCCAAAUAAUUACUUUUUAUUUAUUUUAUUUAGUAUGUAAUUUUGGAGUACAUGUUUCUGUUCUCACAGUUAGAUUACAUUUAAUGUGAAUUGUAUGUAUGUAUAUCUUCUGUAAAUAACAUCUAGUAUCUUCAUUAAAUAAACUUGUUGACAAGAAUA